GCUGCGGCAGCGGACUGCGGAGUCAAGAUGCGCCCGAAGGAGCAGGUGCAGAGCGGUGCGGGAGACGGGACAGGGUCGGGGGACCCAGCAGGAGGCACCCCCAUGACCCAACCUGCAGCGGGUCCCGCUCCGGAGCCCUCGGCGGAGCCCAAACCUGCUCCCUCGCAGGGAACCGGGUCCGGACAGAAAUCAGGAUCCCGAGUCAAGACAGGAAGCUUUUGUCGGUCCAUGAUCAUUGGCGAUUCGGACGCACCAUGGACCCGCUACGUAUUCCAGGGGCCUUACGGUCCCCGGGCCACUGGCCUGGGUAAGGGAAAGGCCGAGGGAAUCUGGAAGACACCAGCCGCGUACAUCGGCCGGAGGCCCGGUGUGUCUGGCCCUGAGCGCGCGGCGUUUAUUCGAGAGCUGCAGGAAGCACUGUGUCCUAAUCCACCACCCACGAAGAAGAUCACCGAAGAUGAUGUCAAAGUGAUGCUGUAUUUGUUGGAAGAGAAAGAACGGGACCUGAACACAGCUGCUCGAAUCGGCCAGUCCCUGGUGAAACAGAACAGUGUCUUGAUGGAGGAGAACAAUAAACUGGAAACCAUGCUGGGCUCAGCCAGGGAGGAGAUUUUACAUCUCCGGAAGCAGGUGAACCUGCGCGAUGACCUCCUUCAGCUCUACUCGGACUCUGAUGACGAUGACGAGGAGGAAGAGGAGGAAGAAGAGGAAGAGGGCGAAGAGGAGGACCGAGAAGGACAGAGGGAUCACAGUCAGCAGCAUGACCAUCCGUAUGGUGCUCCCAAGCCCCCCCCUAAGGCUGAGACAGGGCACCACUGCCCACAGCUGGAAGCCCUGCAGCAGAAGCUGAGGCUGCUGGAGGAAGAGAAUGACCACCUGCGAGAGGAGGCCUCCCACCUUGACAACCUGGAAGACGAAGAGCAGAUGCUCAUUCUGGAAUGUGUGGAGCAGUUUUCUGAAGCCAGCCAGCAGAUGGCAGAGCUAUCGGAGGUGCUGGUGCUGAGGCUGGAAGGCUAUGAGAGGCAGCAGAAGGAGAUCACUCAGCUGCAGGCCGAGAUCACCAAGCUACAACAGCGUUGUCAGUCUUAUGGGGCCCAGACUGAGAAACUGCAGCAGCUGCUGGCCUCAGAGAAAGGAAUCCACUCAGAGCAGAGCCUGCGAGCUGGCUCCCACAUGCAGGAUUAUGGGAGCAGGCCUCGUGAACGCCAGGAGGAUGGGAAGAGCCAUCGUCAGCGCUCCUCAAUGCCUACAGGUUCUGUCACCCACUAUGGAUACAGUGUGCCUCUGGAUGCACUUCCGAGUUUCCCAGAGACACUGGCUGAGGAACUCCGAACAUCUCUGAGGAAGUUCAUCACUGAUCCUGCGUAUUUCAUGGAGAGAUGUGACACUCAGUGCAGGGAGGAGCGAAAGAAGGAGCAGAGGGCGAGGCCACGCCCACCGCCGCAAGAUCUCAAGCCACCGGAGGAUUUUGAGGCUCCAGAGGAGCUGGUUCCUGAGGAGGAGCUGGGGGCCAUAGAAGAGGUGGGGACGGCUGAGGAUGGGCUGGCAGAAGAGACAGAGCAGGCAUCUGAGGAGACCGAGGCCUGGGAGGAGGUGGAACCGGAGGUGGAUGAGGCCACAAGGAUGAGUGUGGUGGUCUCUGCCCUGGAGGCCAGUGGCCUGGACCCUUCCCGUCUGGACAUGAAGUCCGUCCUCCAGCAACUGUCCAGCUGGCAGGAAGCCCAUUCUAAGAAGCAGCAGAAGCAGAAGGUGGCCCCAAAAGACUCCCCAACCCCGCAGCAGCAAACAAACAUGGGGGGCGGGAUCGUGGAGCAGCAGCCCAGAGUGCCAACCCAGGACUCUCAGAGGCUGGAGGAGGACAGGGCCACUCAUUCUCCCAGUGCCAGGGAGGAAGAGGGGCCUUCUGGGGCCACCUAGGCCUGGAACAAAGGCCUCUGCCAGCCAAGGCCACAGUUGGACCAAUCCCCCGGCUCCUUUCGUCUUCAUGGCCCUGUGGGUGGGUAGAUGUGAUUGUGCACCAUUUAUUAGAAGAGGAACCUGAAGUUCAGAGAUCUGAGAUGACUUGCCCAAGGUCAUACAGCUAGGAGCAGCUCUGAACUGGUGUCUAUGAGUACUGAACCCCUGGCCUGGUCUCACUGCUGUCCACACCUCCUGCUUCCAUCCCUGCACUCCACCUGAAGUUUUGGCAGCCUCCUUCAUGUCGUUCUGAUGCUCCCCCCCCCCUUUUUUUGGCACCAGUGGGUGGAACAUCACUGGCUACAGCACAGUAACAUCGUUCAGGUUGUAAGCUGAGCAGUCAGCACUUUCAUGGCUGACCACGGGAAACCUGAGUAAGAGCCAGUGGUGGUUUUCUGUCGUCUCCUGAUAGGGCUGACUGGAUUUGAAUGUGGUCUGGCUCCUGGUUCACGUCCACCCCCUUCUCUUCCUGGCUUCGCUGUUUCCCAGCAGCCUGAAGAAGCCCCACAGACAGCUUGAGACCCCUCGUUCUACUGCUUGGCCAAGUCCCACCCUUCCUUCCUUUCCUCUGAAAGGACCUCCCCACCCCCACGUCUGCCAGAAGUUUUCCCUCUGUCCUCGUAGACCUGCCUCUUCUUGUAGGACAGGCUGAGAGAACCCCAGUCCCUCAUUCUGAAACUGUGGCCAAAGCUGCAGCUCCUGGAGUCCCAGGAGGAGAAGCGACCUGUGGGCAGAUUGGCUGGCUACCAGACCCAGCUCUGAGAUGGGUGUGAGUGGGCGUGCCCCUAGGGUAGGCAGUUAUUGUGGGGAUCCUCUCUAUCCCUUGAACCUUUCAUGUAAAGGGACUUCCCCAGCCCUGGUUGGCUUUUGGAACCUGGUCCUUUUCCCUGGUUUUUACCUUUAUCCGUUUCUACCACUGUGUGUAAUGUAAAGUGUAUCUGAGUGAGGGUUGUGUCCCUCUGUCUCCUGUGGCCUGUGAGUUUCCUUCUAGAGUUCUACCCUUCUCCACAUCUGUGCUCGCACAGAGCUAUGGCCUCGGCGCCUGCCCUGCUUCUGCAGCGCUUCAUAGUCUUGUAGCUCGUCAGCCUUUGUAUUGAUGUAUGUGCCAAUGUGGGAAAUAAAGAACUUGUGAGAUA
Messenger RNA from Grammomys surdaster, 3092 nucleotides. It is a transcript of the gene Hap1, whose product is annotated as huntingtin associated protein 1. Gene Ontology annotation, molecular function: signaling receptor binding. NCBI's taxonomy places the organism in Eukaryota, Metazoa, Chordata, Mammalia, Rodentia, Muridae. The transcript is spliced from 13 exons. Gene Ontology annotation, cellular component: dendrite. Bases 28 to 1917 code for a protein of 629 amino acids. The record is from RefSeq and is a predicted model, not a curated record. Gene Ontology annotation, biological process: anterograde axonal transport of mitochondrion; neurotrophin TRK receptor signaling pathway; neurogenesis.